Salmo salar (Atlantic salmon) is the source of this 4093-nucleotide messenger RNA. It is a transcript of the gene pinx1, whose product is annotated as PIN2 (TERF1) interacting telomerase inhibitor 1. Lineage: Eukaryota; Metazoa; Chordata; Actinopteri; Salmoniformes; Salmonidae. The record is from RefSeq and is a predicted model, not a curated record. Gene Ontology annotation, molecular function: nucleic acid binding; telomerase inhibitor activity. Gene Ontology annotation, cellular component: nucleolus.
CGACAGAGAUGAAAAGUUAGUAACAUUUUAUACAGGCACUUUUAGAGCACCUUCGCGGACUUCCGUCAACGUGUUUAAAGACCCCAUCAUGUCCAUGCUUGCAGAACCCCGGAGAAAACAGAAGUGGUCUGUUGACCCGCGGAACAGCGCGUGGAGUAAAGAUGAGUCCAAGUUCGGCCAGAAGAUGUUGGAGAGAAUGGGCUGGUCCAAGGGAAAGGGCCUGGGGAGAACCGAGCAGGGCUCCACAGAACACGUCAAAGUCAAAGUGAAGAACAACCAGCUAGGGCUGGGAACCACUGCUAGCCACGAGGACAACUGGAUCGCCCAUCAGGAUGACUUUAACCAGCUGCUGGCGGACCUCAACAACUGCCAUGGUCAAAACACUGCCAAUGAAGCCCCAUCAGAGGAGAAACAACAGGAGAAGUCCUUCAGCCUGGAGGAGAAGUCAAAGACGUCCAGGAAGAGGGUCCACUACAUGAAGUUCACCAAAGGGAAGGACCUGUCCAGCCGCAGCCAGACAGACCUGGCCUGUAUCUUUGGGAAGAGGGGGACGAAGCGCGUGGCCGAGGACCAGGAAGAGGAGAGAAGUGGGCCAAACUCCCAGGGGGUGAACGAGAAGGAGACCAGGGCAGUUACAGCACCAGCUACAACGGUUGCGACCCCUGAACCUGAUGUAGAGGUCAUCACCAAGACAGUCACCAGCACCCUCUCCAUGCAGGAGUACUUUGCCCAGCGGAUGGCUCAGCUGAAAAAGGGUCGUGGCGAGGCUCCCACUGCAACCUCAUCACCAGAGAACAGUGAUGCGCAGAAAGUCCCGGCUGAUUUUGCCACUGACCACACAGAGGAACUCACGUCAAAGAAGAAGAAGAAGAAGAAGAAGAGAAAGAGAGAGAGGGAAGAGGAUGACGUGGUGGUGAAGGAGGAGUGUGUCGUAGCUCCCGUGUCGGAGGGGCGCGAGAAGAAGAGAAAGAGAAAGAGGGCGGAGAAAGAGGUGUUGGCUGAAGACUGCAGCGCCACCACUGGCGUGGAGCAGAACUGCCAGGACCUCCAAAUUGUAGACUUAACAACAGAGUGUGAGGUUGUAAAUAAGAAAUGGAGGGGGGAGGUGGUUGUCGUGGAGGACGAGGUUGAGGUGAUCGUGGUAAAAGAGAAGAAAUCUAAAAAGGACAAGAAAAAGAAGAAGAGAAUAGAUCUACAUUCUUUGUAGAAGUCUAGAACCGUCUUCUCUUGGGCUGCGUCUCAAAUGGCACCCUAAUCCCUUUGUAGUGCAGUACCCCGCAUGGCUCUGGUAUAAAGUAGUGCACUAUAGAUAGAUCUCUAUCUAUCUAUCUAUCUAUAGAGAGAAUAGGGCGCCAUUUGGGAUGCACAAUAGUCCUCAGGUUUCUGUGCUACAGUACAGUAGGCCUCUGGUCGUACAUGAAAGAACUGGGUCUAUGCACAGAGUGAUAUUCUCAUCAGGUAGUUUGGACUGAAUAUCUGCUGGAAAUAAUCUAGGUAGUUCUACGUUUCUGGAUGAGUUUGGUGCUUUCCCAGAGAUACACUUUUAAAAUGAUCAUUGUGACUCUAUGUUCUCUGGAUGCCCACUGUAGUCUCCCUAAAGUCUCUGCCCACUGUAGUCUCCCUGUAGUCUCUGCUCCCUGUAGUCUCCCUAAAGUCUCUGCCCACUGUAGUCUCCCUAAAGUCUCUGCCCACUGUAGUCUCCCUAAAGUCUCUGCUCCCUGUAGUCUCCCUAAAGUCUCUGCUCCCUGUAGUCUCCCUAAAGUCUCUGCUCCCUGUAGUCUCCCUAAAGUCUCUGCCCACUGUAGUCUCCCUAAAGUCUCUGCUCCCUGUAGUCUCCCUAAAGUCUCUGCCCACUGUAGUCUCCCUAAAGUCUCUGCUCCCUGUAGUCUCCCUAAAGUCUCUGCCCACUGUAGUCUCCCUAAAGUCUCUGCUCCCUGUAGUCUCCCUAAAGUCUCUGCCCACUGUAGUCUCCCUAAAGUCUCUGCUCCCUGUAGUCUCCCUAAAGUCUCUGCUCCCUGUAGUCUCCCUAAAGUCUCUGCUCCCUGUAGUCUCCCUAAAGUCUCUGCCCACUGUAGUCUCCCUAAAGUCUCUGCUCCCUGUAGUCUCCCUAAAGUCUCUGCCCACUGUAGUCUCCCUAAAGUCUCUGCUCCCUGUAGUCUCCCUAAAGUCUCUGCUCCCUGUAGUCUCCCUAAAGUCUCUGCUCCCUGUAGUCUCCCUAAAGUCUCUGCCCACUGUAGUCUCCCUAAAGUCUCUGCUCCCUGUAGUCUCCCUAAAGUCUCUGCCCCCUGUAGUCUCCCUAAAGUCUCUGCCCCCUGUAGUCUCCCUGUAGUCUCCCUAAAGUCUCUGCUCCCUGUAGUCUCCCUAAAGUCUCUGCUCCCUGUAGUCUCCCUAAAGUCUCUGCCCCCUGUAGUCUCCCUAAAGUCUCUGCCCCCUGUAGUCUCCCUGUAGUCUCUGCUCCCUGUAGUCUCCCUGUAGUCUCUGCUCCCUGUAGUCUCCCUGUAGUCUCUGCUCCCUGUAGUCUCCCUGUAGUCUCUGCUCCCUGUAGUCUCCCUAAAGUCUCUGCUCCCUGUAGUCUCCCUAAAGUCUCUGCUCCCUGUAGUCUCCCUAAAGUCUCUGCUCCCUGUAGUCUCCCUAAAGUCUCUGCCCCCUGUAGUCUCCCUAAAGUCUCUGCCCCCUAAAGUCUCUGCCCCCUGUAGUCUCCAUAAAAUCUCUGCCCCCUGUAGUCUCCCUAAAGUCUCUGCCCCCUAAAGUCUCUGCCCCCUGUAGUCUCCCUGUAGUCUCCCUAAAGUCUCUGCUCCCUAAAGUCUCUGCCCCGUGUAGUCUCCCUAAAGUCUCUGCCCCCUGUAGUCUCCCUAAAGUCUCUGCCCCUAAAGUCUCUGCCCCGUGUAGUCUCCCUAAAGUCUCUGCCCCCUAAAGUCUCUGCCCCGUGUAGUCUCCCUAAAGUCUCUGCCCCGUGUAGUCUCCCUAAAGUCUCUGCCCCGUGUAGUCUCCCUAAAGUCUCUGCCCCUUGUAGUCUCCCUAAAGUCUCUGCCCCCUGUAGUCUCCCUAAAGUCUCUGCCCCUAAAGUCUCUGCCCCGUGUAGUCUCCCUAAAGUCUCUGCCCCCUAAAGUCUCUGCCCCGUGUAGUCUCCCUAAAGUCUCUGCCCCCUAAAGUCUCUGCCCCGUGUAGUCUCCCUAAAGUCUCUGCCCCGUGUAGUCUCCCUAAAGUCUCUGCCCCCUGUAGUCUCCCUAAAGUCUCUGCUCCCUGUAGUCUCCCUGUAGUCUCCCUAAAGUCUCUGCCCCCUAAAGUCUCUGCUCCCUGUAGUCUCCCUAAAGUCUAAAGUCUAUUCUAAAACGGGACAGGGCGCCCAUUUCUAAAACGGGACAGCGGCCCCAUUUCUAAAACGGGACAGGGGGGCCAUUCUAAAACGGGACAGGGGGCCCAUUCUAAAACGGGACAGGGGGCCCAUUCUAAAACGGGACAGGGGGCCCAUUCUAAAACGGGACAGGGGGCCCAUUCUAAAACGGGAAAGGGGGCCCAUUCUAAAACGGGACAGGGGGGCCAUUCUAAAACGGGACAGGGGGGCCAUUCUAAAACGGGACAGGGGGCCCAUUCUAAAACGGGACAGGGGGCCCAUUUCUAAAACGGGACAGGGGCGCCAUUCUAAAACGGGACAGGGACGCCAUUCUAAAACGGGACAGGGGCGCCAUUCUAAAACGGGACAGGGGCGCCAUUCUAAAAACGGGACAGGGGCGCCAUUCUAAAACGGGACAGGGGCGCCAUUCUAAAACGGGACGGGGGGCCCAUUUCUAAAACGGGACAGGGGGGCCCAUUCUAAAACGGGACAGGGGGGCCCAUUCUAAAACGGGACAGGGGGGCCCAUUCUAAAACGGGACAGGGGGGCCCAUUCUAAAACGGGACAGGGGGGCCCAUUCUAAAACGGGACAGGGGGGCCCAUUCUAAAACGGGACAGGGGGGCCCAUUCUAAAACAGGACAGGGGGGUCUUAUAGAAAUGAAUUGAUGUGUGUUUGAUAUCAUAAUAACGUGUUCUCUUUUUAAAUCAGAUGAAAUCAACCUGUCAGUCUUCCUGAUCAAUAAAUCAAACUCAAAUGA